UUAGUUGUGAGGACGAGUCACGUGGCUGUGACGGACGCCGAGCUCCUCGCUUGAUUUUGGUUGGCGGUACGUGACGUUAACCGGAUCGUGAAACGCGGUCAGAGUGAGACCUCCUCCUCUCUCUCGUCACCUCUUUCCCAGAAACGACGAACCCACAACAACAACAUCAUCAUCUGGCCGGAGAAGUGGACGGUUACCGGGGCCUCACGCGCGUUUAAAACCACGGAGCUCUUUGUCAUCUUGUCCUUUGACGUCAAGAGACGAGACACGAUGGCGGAGCAGAACACGGAGGCGAAGCUGAAGAACCUGCUGAAGCAGAAGAAGAUCCAGCUGUGGAACCCGCCGUACACCGACGACGACAACCAGCCGGGGCAGCAGCACAUGGAGGAGCUGGCGCAGCACUGCGCCCCCCUGCUGGGUCUGUCGGUGGCGGAGGUGGGCGGCGCUCUGGAGUCCGUCAGAGUCCAGGCGGUGAACAGAGGGAAAGGAAACAAGACGUACAGAGAGACCAACGUGGCAACGCUGGAGCUGCUGCUGCCCAGAGACAGCAGGAAGGAUCCAAAGUCGAAGAAGACCUACCUGGAGACGAGGCUGGACGUGUUGGUUCAGGAGGUGGUGGACAGGAUUGGAGACGACCACGGCCUCAAAUACAUCAAACUGAUCCUGAACGGGAAAACGCUGUGUGUAGACCAGCGUCUGGAUGAGCAGGGCGUGAAGAACCACAGUAAGAUGAUGGUGCUGAAGGUGAGCGACGCCGAGCUGAAGCGACAGAUGAGUGAGGAGGAGCAGAAGAAGAAGGAGCAGAACGAGAGUCUGCAGAGGACCCAGAAAGGCUUCCAGAUCCUGUCAGAGAGAGACGGCAGCGAGGACCCAGACACCACGCCUUUCCUGGAGAUCGCCGACCAGAAGGGAAACCCCCUGAAGAUCCCGCACAAGGAGAGGAAGGCUCUGAUCCUGGCCAUGGGUUUCCAUGAGAAAGGUCGCUCUCUGAUGAAGAGGAAGCAGUACGACAACGCUCUGUGUCACCUGCUCCAGGCCGACCAGCAGUUCAGUAAGUGCGACUCGGCUCUGCUCACCUCGGUGGAUAACUACGCCGUCCUGCAGCUGGACAUCGUGUGGUGUUACCGAGCGCUGGAGGCUCUGUCCUGUCUGGACGACGGCAAGAGCCGCCUGCGGAGAGCCGAGGACUGUUUCCUGCAGUGUUACGGAGAACAGCGCGAGAGGCUGCGCAUGAUCAAGGGUAACACAGGCAGAGAGGAGGUGUUGUUUCUGCGGCUGUAUCUCCUCCAGAGUCUCCUCUCCUACCUGGAGGGAAACGACGGUCAGGCUCAGCAGCAGCUGUCCAAGGUGGAGUCUCUGUUCAGCCGUCUGUGUCUGGACUCAGAGAAAAUGGCCCAGCUGAUGGCUCUGGGUUUCUCUGAGAGAGAAGCUCGGCUGGGACUCAGAGCCUGUCAGGGAGACCUGGAGGCCGCCGCCAACCACAUCAGCAGCCGCAGACAGGAGCAAGAGGAGCUGAAGCAGAGGGAGCGGCAGAAGAGGAGGAGGAGGAUGGAGGACAUCUCCUCCCUCACAGAGAUGGGAUUCUCCAGGAGAGACGCAGCCAGAGCUCUGCACCGCGCCGACGGAGACGUGGACAAAGCCUGCGAGGUGAGAGGCGGUUUCAUCACUUCAUUAUCAGAGAAACGAUCUCAGCUGAAGAUCCAGUUUAAAACUGACACACCCUCCUCAGGUGAUCAAGCCGUGCAGAUCCUCCAGGACUCCAGUCGACCCGCUCAGCUGAACAACAACAACACAGAGGGGGCCGUGAGUCCAGAGAAGGUGGAGCAGUUGUUGUAUUUGGGUUUUGAGAGGGAGGCGUCUGAAGCCGCUCUCAGACUGACGGGUGGAGACAUCCAAACUGCGACUCUGCUGCUGCUGGACAACCAGGGCGUCCUCUCCCCGCCCUCCACCUCCACGUCCACCCCCUCCUCCUCCACCCCCUCCUCCACCUCCCCCUCCUCCGAGGAGCCCACAGCCUCCUCCGCCUCCACAGAGGACGAGGAGCUGGUGAGCGAGGUGCUGGACGACAUCUCCCACCACGAGGAGGAUUAUCUCGACCUGACGCUGGAGGAGGAGAGCGAGCUCAUCGACACCAUGAAGACCUACCUGAGCCGUGGCCCCACACACUCCGUGUGACAGACACACACACACACACACACACACACACACACACACACACACACAGUGCUUCACCCUCUGUUAUCCAUGUACAGCAGUCAGCGCCUCCACCUCAGACUCAAUCAGGUCGUCUCCUCCCUCACAAACUGAUCAUUAGUUUUAUUUAGCGAUCAGCUGAGACACAGUUUUAUUUUGAAGGAUCCAAACUGUUGUGUUGCACCUCAGCUGGCAACAUGUUUAAUUUGAAUUUAAUUUGAAAAGGUGUCAAAGUCCUGCAGGCUGCUGACGACUUCCUGUUUUAACUUGUGAAAGCUUCAGUUUGAGAAGCGGCGCGUCACAUGACGACGUUCACUUUAAAACUUGUUCUUCUCAGACUGAACCGUCUGCUGUUCUUCAUUAUUUCCUUUAAACACAAAUGUUCUUUUCUGAAUUCAUCUUUAGCCACAUGAAGAUUUUCUUUAGAUGUUUUGUCCGAACCAAAGGAACCUGCUGAGCUGCAGCUGGAAACACGAACUCCAGCUUGUUGUUGUGACGACUGAUCGAUCACGUGUUUUCCGUUUGCGACUCAGCAGCUGUUUGUGACGUUGAUUUAAUUUAAAUGAAUUUCAUGUUGAUGAUGAGUUCCAUGUGGAUCGUCUCAUGUUGAUGGAGCCAAUAAAGAAAAAGGUUUCGUUUGA
This is a messenger RNA of Seriola aureovittata, 2834 nucleotides long. RefSeq names its product negative regulator of ubiquitin-like proteins 1 (gene nub1). Gene Ontology annotation, molecular function: protein binding. The transcript has 15 exons. Gene Ontology annotation, biological process: regulation of ubiquitin-dependent protein catabolic process. Lineage: Eukaryota; Metazoa; Chordata; Actinopteri; Carangiformes; Carangidae. Bases 271 to 2175 code for a protein of 634 amino acids. The record is from RefSeq and is a predicted model, not a curated record.